AUGGCUGGGACAGUAGACAGCGAAAGGCGUCGUGUCUAUCGCCAAGAUGAGAAAAGGGACGAGUCAUUAAACCGCGAUGAACACUCUCCUUCUCAUUCCUAUCGAUAUGCAUCGAGUAGAAACCGCAGUCGGUCUCGCUGUGGCGAUUCUCCAGAUGGUCGUUCGCUUCCAUUACGCUCCCGCGAUUCUGACGGUGAUGUAUUAAAAGUGCAUUCUCACCGCAGGAGUCCAGACACUCUGGUUAGAUGUGAUUCGUUAGAGGCUUCUGGCUCUGAUAACAUAGGCACUACGGACCGAAAUAGCAGGCCAAGUGUGCCAGGCAGCGACGGCUCCCGUACAAGCCUCCCUUACAUAUAUCAGCAAGCGGAGUUCAUACGUAUAUGUACAGAUUUGAUUCGUAAGUGUGACUGCGAGUCUGAGUUACGAUUGUUUCUAUCUACUUUGGAUACAGGGGGUUCCGUGGACGUGUCACAAUACGCCGAUGCGCAAGUACGUAAGAAGUUUCGGCACCUUGGCCGUGCUUUGUAUCUGUGUCGCGAGAACACGCGUUUAAGUAAGCCUGCUGAGUGCAAUAUUUCUCUAUUAGAGGCUUUCGAUGAGAAAUUGCCAUAUAUCCGGAGGAAGGUUGAGUCCCAGGGCCCCUAUACCCGCACGUGUCGUGGCGCCGAAGGCACGGAUUCGUCGUUAGACGCCGGUGCUACAGUGUCACAUCGGUUGGGAGAAGAGGACAGUGCUGAUACGCUAGUGAGUCUGCGUGAGAUGCAUGAGCAGGGUUUUUUUGUUGGUUACGAGGACGUGCAUAAGAGUUUCAUGUCUCGUCACACUUCUCACGACCUUUGGGGGAAAACUCCGCAGCAGCAGUUGGCAAUGCUGCGUUCUUCUGACUCUGGUCCCUCCUCCGGUGAUAAGGGUGCAGAUCAGCCGUGGAAGGUGUUUGACCGGGGAGAGCUGGAAUCUGGUUCUAGGAUCGACCGUAAUGGUUAUGAUUGUCUUUUACAAAAUGUGAAGGAGUCUUCUGCUUCAUUUGGCCCAGGUCAAUCCCACUCGUCGUUCAUUUGA
Molecule: messenger RNA, 1059 nt
Organism: Babesia sp. Xinjiang
Lineage: Eukaryota; Apicomplexa; Aconoidasida; Piroplasmida; Babesiidae
Exons: 1
Coding region: 1-1059 (352 amino acids)
Source: RefSeq, a predicted model, not a curated record